AUGUCAAACGUUCGUCUAUCACAAAUCCGUGCCAUAUUUUCGGUAUCUGAUCCUAGUAGGGAAAUCUUAGCCGAAAUACCCAUCAGCGCUCCCGCUCUCAGGGAACCCGGAACUCUGGAUUCAUAUCCUCCUCCACCCCAAGCGGCAAGUAUAGCUUCAGACGAAUGGGCUGCUCAUGAGGAGGAUAGUUGGUACUUCUUCCUGUCGGAGAUCGCUCUUCGACGAAUCACAGAUCAAGUCGCCGAGGUGGUUUCCAAACAUAUCAAUGCCAAGGACCAGUCUUCCAGGUUUCCUAGUGUCGAUUUGCUCAUACCCAUCGUGGCCGAGUUUGAGCGGCAAACUGAAACGUUUCGAGAACAUCUCCCUCCAUCCAUCAAGUUUCCGGACGUCCCACAGACGACAAGCACUGAGUGGCAACAAUUCAGUCGCGGACGCUACUAUCGCGCACUGGAGCUCAUGCACAGGCCUUUUCUAUUCGCUGCUCUCCACGAGCCCGACUGUAGCCCUGUGAUAAAACCAUUGGCGGAAAAAGCACUAUUCAAUGCCUUGAGAUACAUUCAACACAGUUGUAUCAGCCACCGGCACCAUGGAACGUGGCUACAACUUCGAAAUGAACUAAAGGCAGCAACGCUUCUGCUCGCCGCCACGAGGUCGACUUGGGUGAACAUGCCUUAUGGAUGGGAAGCUGGGGUUGCCAAGUCGUUGGACACCUUUGAAUACUGGUCAUUGGAAUACCCUUCUUGCAAAACAUAUGCUAACGUGAUCCGUACGUUAGCUGACUCGUCCUUGGUGAAUGACGAAGAAGAGGAUGCUGCGAUUGAUUAUACAUGA
Messenger RNA from Exophiala bonariae, 831 nucleotides. RefSeq lists its product as uncharacterized. The transcript is spliced from 2 exons. NCBI's taxonomy places the organism in Eukaryota, Fungi, Ascomycota, Eurotiomycetes, Chaetothyriales, Herpotrichiellaceae. The coding region runs from base 1 to 831 and encodes 276 amino acids. The record is from RefSeq and is a predicted model, not a curated record.